Hypanus sabinus (Atlantic stingray) is the source of this 1187-nucleotide messenger RNA. RefSeq lists its product as uncharacterized. Lineage: Eukaryota; Metazoa; Chordata; Chondrichthyes; Myliobatiformes; Dasyatidae. The transcript is spliced from 4 exons. Bases 202 to 1149 code for a protein of 315 amino acids. The record is from RefSeq and is a predicted model, not a curated record.
AAACGAAGUACAGAUCUGUCAACGAAACCAAGGCUCAAAUCUGUGGAUUGUUGACCAGCAGAAGAGAGCAAACGUGUUCGGAGAACUGGGUCGAUAAUAAAGACCGGUGUUAUUUCGUAUCCACGUUUGUAGCACCUUUCCGCCGAGCGAUUCAAGAAUGUUCAAACCGUGAUUCAAGGCUGCUGGAAAUCAAUUCAAGGGAUGAAGCGAGUUUUGUUUCCCGCUCUCUUGUCCCCAAAAACAACGUUUACUGGAUUGGUCAAUGCACGACAGGGAAUUUUGACAUUGGUCGGCUGUUCAAGAUUUCCUCUGGAAGCUCCUCCUGCAAUGUAUGUAUAUCGAAUGAAUGGCGUGGCAACUGCCUCCGUGAUAAUCACCAUUUCAUCUGCGAGAAGUCCGCACGUUCCCACCCAGAUAUUCCUGAAAAGAUCCAGGUUCUCUGUCAACUGCUCGGAGAGCCGACUUGAAUCAAAUGAUUACCCUGUCUUUCACUUCCUUAUCCGUCCUCCACUCUUUGACCCCAUCCUGUCAAAAUCCUCCCUACUUUCUCUGACCCUGCCUGCUGAUCUAAUCUCCACUUUUCGCAACCACAUUCUCCCCACCACACAUGGACAAACCCCUCUCCCCAUCUAUGACCUUCUUUAUCGCCAUCCCUCCACCAUCCCGCUCUUCCACACUCCCUCUAACUCUCUCUCUCUACCCCCUCUCCUCACCCUAUUUCCUCGAGCUUUCUCCGCCUGCAGUUUCUCCGCUCUCUCAUCCAAACUUUUCUCUAUCUCUCUCGAUUCUCCCUCUCUACCGCACUCUCUCCCUCCCCUUUCCGUUUCCUCUAACACCACCGCCUCACGGAUUCAUCCCUCUUUCUCCUUUCCACCCACUCUCACCACAGUCCUGUCCAGUCUGGUUCUCCAUACCCCAACUCUGGGUAAAUGUCUUUGCACAUUCCUUCUGCCUGUGCCCCUCUUGAGUUUAUGCAACUCUGUAAGGUUACAGUCACGCACCAGGGAAGAAAGACCACUUCCUCUCUCCAUCUCUGCCCCUCGAGUCCCGUAUAUUCCUGUAAAUCUUUCCGGCUCAAUGUCAUUUUCCCCAGAGCAGAGCGACCAAAACUGUGCGGCCUCUCCGACGUCCUGUACCACGGCAACGUGACCUCCCGACUCCUGUAUUCAGAGUCCUGACCAGUGAAG